This is a messenger RNA of Miscanthus lutarioriparius, 273 nucleotides long. The record is from the annotation of a GenBank genome assembly. NCBI's taxonomy places the organism in Eukaryota, Viridiplantae, Streptophyta, Magnoliopsida, Poales, Poaceae.
AUGAGGUCGAAGGACAAAAUAACAAUGGACAAAGUCAUGAACCACCUGGAUCGCCUGUCGUCGGAGCUCAUGCCAAAGCCGAGGCCGAGCGAGCAGCUCGACGAGGAGCCGCCCUGCGCUCCACUGCCACACGCCGACGGUGAUGACCACACACUCGUGGAUCGUUCACCAAGGGAUGAAGACCCCGUGGAGAGGCUGCAUCGGCGCUGCGGCGAGAAGAUGCUCCGCGAGUUCUUCACCGAUCUGGGGUGGAAACAUCCCAAGCGAGCUUGA